AUGGCAUCGACUUCUGCAGAGGGAAGCGCGAAGAGAAGGCCACGUCGAGACGACGACCACGAUGACGACGACAAUGUCACUCGCCAUGCCCGUGGCAGGCGCCGUCAAGAUGCUGACCAGCAUGGCAAGAGGCGACGGCGAGACGCCGAUCAUCGUCACAGGAGCCAUCGCUCAGCAUCUGCAAAUCCAGAUGCAAGCGCUGCCUCUGCCAGCGACAGCGAGGGCAACAGCAGUAGCAGCAGCCACUCUGCACCGACAGCAGCGCCCAAAGUCCUCUCGCUGGGUAGCUCGCCCAUCUCCUCAUCGUCGUACUAUUCCCAUUCGCCCGAGUUCAGGCACUGGCUUGUCAAUGUAUACGGUCCGGACAAGGACAGGAAGCAUUCUUCAUCUCGUCGUCCCCGCGAAUACGGCCUCGACUCCCUCUCAUCAAAGGAAGCUCAUCGUCUCUUCGAACGGCGUUUCGUGCGUCAGUGGAAUGCCGGCAAGCUACACGACGAUUACUACCUGGGCAAGAUCACCUCGGCUUCGUCGUCCUCGUCGCGUCAUUGGAAGUUUGUCAGCAACCGCUCUUCGAAGGACCAGGAUGAAGUGGCCGCUAUGCGUGAUGUAGUGGAUCGCAUGACCAACGGAACCAGUCGAGGGGCACUCGAAAUGCGAAAACUUGAGGCCCAGAGAUUUGGAGCAAGAGCAGCACCAGCAACAGCGGUGGCAUCGGCAGCAGUCCCAGCCCAAGCACCAGCCGUAGUGGCACCAUCAUCAUCGUCACGGCAGCAUAGCGACACCCAAUACGAAGCUGAAGUUUCACGCGAAGCCUCACGACGCGCCUCGCAGGCUCAAAGAAAGGCCGAGCGACGAGAUGCUCGAGAGCGCGACGAGGAGCUCAACCCGCGAGCUACAGGGAGAGAGGCUAAUAUGGAAAGAAGGAGGCAGCGCAAUGCCGCCAAUCGCGAUUUUGAUGAAGCCAGAAAGGGUGGCGGGGAUGUCGAGUUGCCAGAAUCCACGCUCAUGGGCGGCGGAUCUUCUUUCCAGGAUGCUAUGGCAGCCCGCUCCAGAUCUACGGCCAAGCGUGACGCUAAGCGUGCAGAAAGGGAGGAAGAGAUGGGGCAGCGUCGUAGCGAGUAUCGGGCAAAAGAGGACUCGACCAUGGAGAUGUUCAGGGCCAUGGCGCGGGAGCGAUUCGGAUAG
Jaminaea rosea is the source of this 1185-nucleotide messenger RNA. RefSeq lists its product as hypothetical. The transcript is spliced from 2 exons. NCBI's taxonomy places the organism in Eukaryota, Fungi, Basidiomycota, Exobasidiomycetes, Microstromatales. The record is from RefSeq and is a predicted model, not a curated record. The coding region runs from base 1 to 1185 and encodes 394 amino acids.